Molecule: messenger RNA, 1465 nt
Organism: Diabrotica balteata
Lineage: Eukaryota; Metazoa; Arthropoda; Insecta; Coleoptera; Chrysomelidae
Source: the annotation of a GenBank genome assembly
AAAAUAUAUCUUGAUAGAUUGUAUCUUGUUUUGGUUUUAUUUAUUACAAAAACUGACAAUUUCAUUUUAUUAAAAACCCAUUUAUUAGACUGAGUUUUAAUCAUGGCCGUUCCAAGGAAAGCCACGCAGACCAUAAAUCAAGAAAACGCAAAUUCCCGUAUUGCUGUGAAAUCAAACUUAAAUCCGCCAUUGGAACCACUAAAAAGAGCAGCACUUGGAGAAGUCGGCAAUACACUACAAGAAUCACAAAAAGCACAAAUUGGUCUCGGCCCUACCAAAAAUGCUUUUAAAAAGCAAGAAGGUGGUUUGCAAUCCAAAAAAGACGCAGUAAAAACUUUGACUAACAAGGACAAGGCAAUUCCGACAAAACCUACAGCUGUACUAAAAAGACAGGAAAGUUUAUUGAAACCGAUACAAGAAAAAGUGACACAGCCUAAAGAAGUACCAAGGACAUCAACAAUAGUAAGCAAAAAACUUUCUAUUGUUGACCCAGAUGAAAGUAGCAGAAAUGACCCUCAGAUGGUAACUGAGUAUGUGAUGGAUAUCUUCAAAUACCUGAGAGAAAUGGAACUGACACUAGCUAUCAAAGAGAACUUUCUUGAAGGACACGAAACUACCUCCAGGAUGCGUGCAAUACUCGUUAAUUGGUUAGUGGACGUACACGCAAAUUUUAAAGCCACACUUGACACUUUGCAUAUAUGCAUUGGGAUUGUGGACAGAUAUUUACAGGAGAACAAGAAAGUAGGAAGGAGUACGCUUCAGUUAGUAGGGGCCUCAGCAAUGUUGAUAGCAUGUAAGUACGAAGAAAUAUAUGUUCCAGAUUUAGAGGACUUUGAAUACGUAUGUGAUCACACGUUUACAAAAAGACAGAUACUUCAAAUGGAAAAGGAAAUACUGAAGAGGUUAGAUUUUAACUUAGGUCGUCCGAUUUCUGUCCAGUUUCUACGUAGAUAUACAAAAGUGACUCAGUCUCGCUUGGAGCAUCAUAACUUAGGUAAAUAUAUAUUGGAAUUGGCAUUACUUGAAAGCGAUGUAGUGCAUGUAAGACCUUCCUUGCUGGCAGCCGCAGCGUGUUGCUUAUCAAUGGGAAUUUUGAACGAAACUAUGGAUCUCACGAAACUGUGGAAUCCCACUUUUGUACAGUAUACGUCAUACGAUUACUACGACUUCAGAUCGCUAAUAGCCGAACUCGCUUAUCUCUUAGUCAAAAGCGAACAAUCAAAAUUCCAAGCAAUAAGAAGGAAAUAUGCAUUACCAAAAUUCGGCAAAAUCAGCCUUAACGUUAAAUUAAAUGGUCCUCUUGUGAGAAAACUGACAGCGGGGAAAAAGUGAUAUUUCCAUUUUAUUUUUUAAUCGAAUUUUUAUACUAUAUAUCAUUUUUUAUACCUGUGUCAUUUUUUUUAUUUACGUUUUAGUACAUUUUAAUAAAUUAGAUUAAAGCUAAAGACAAUUAAAAGCCUUUUUU